Messenger RNA from Ylistrum balloti, 2354 nucleotides. RefSeq lists its product as uncharacterized. Bases 233 to 1951 code for a protein of 572 amino acids. The transcript has 9 exons. The record is from RefSeq and is a predicted model, not a curated record. Lineage: Eukaryota; Metazoa; Mollusca; Bivalvia; Pectinida; Pectinidae.
UUUCUUGUGAUUGAAAACUCAAUCAAAGGGAAACAACUCUCAUGUCAAUCAGUCACAAACAGAGGGAGGAGUGUUGCAGACGAGAGGUGUGAGAAUUUAUUGAAAUUCUACGUGAAUCGAGUGACUGUCACCUGUUUGUUAGAAAACAUAUGACAACGUGUGAAAGAAUCGAUGUUCUAAGGACAAAAUCUAGCUUUCUACUCGAUUGAAAUUCUCUGAAGACGGUAGGAACAUGGAUGAGUUUUCAUCAACACGACACAUUGUGGGUGAUGAAUCAUCCGAAUAUGAUCACGAUGAAGAAAGCGUUAAACUCGGACCACCGAAAAAAGGUACAAGUAUAAAUGGUGAUGGGAUGGACAAUGUUCAAACGUCUACAGACCCUCUAACCACUGAAAAGUCCAGUUCUGCUGUGAGAAACAGAGGUACAACUAGUGCUGGACUACUCCAUUCCAUUGACCGCACAUUUUACGACUCAGUAGAAUCACAGCCAAACCAUGGGAUAACAUGCAGAGGCAAAUCCAAGAUGGCUUCUAAUCGAAUUCCAGAAUGGGCUUGGACUUUACUGGUGCACGUUUUAGGAAUACAGUGUUCCGAAUCCGCUAUCAGGACAAAAUGCUUGGCAAUAUUUUUGCAAAUACUUACGAUUUUAGUGGCCUGCACCUUUGCAGUGAGUGGAAUAAUGCAUACUGUCUACGAUAUUAUUUCGAAAUUCUCUGAUACAAGUCUCCUGAUGGGAAUUGUGAAUUUGAUUCUUGGGUUCAGUUGGAUAUGUUUGGGAAUUUAUUCGAAUAGAUUGUCCAAAAAACUUUUCAGUAAUCGUAACUUUGUGGAAAGUGUUCGAAUACACUCCAGAACAUUUUUUAAAAUCAGUGCAGCUGGACUGUUGAUAGUUCUGGGUGUGAUGGCUGUUGUCAUCAACGGCUAUGUUAAAUAUACUGGGUUUGGUCCGAGACAUUGUCAGAAGCUGAAUAUAUCCCCUGUCAUCUGUCAUGUGAUGUAUUCCUCCCAUGUUACGUUCUCAGUUAUCUCCCUUUUAUGGAAUUUACUUGUUGGGUGUAUGCUGCUUUCUGUGUGCCGGACACAUACCAUAGGUGUACGUCGGUUUAUCAGAGUGCUGGAGAGCGAUGCCAAAUUGUACAUGGAGAUUUGUGGUGGAAAUCACUCCAAGUUAAAUCAUAAUGACAGCAAAGAUAUGGACCUUAUAUCUAAUGCUUCAUCAAAAUGCGAAUGGUUUAUAUGGGAUGAUGAUGUAAACAGAGAUGGAUUUUCUGACAGUUUGGUCCAUGACAAAAGAUUGGAAACCUCACAGGUGACCCUUACAUCAGUUCACUCUGGGAAUCAGGCUGAGGGAUAUAGGCAUUCUGCUGUAACAAGACACGCCCCCUCUAGAAGCGACGCCCACAUAACUGGACACUCCCACAAUGAGGAACAGUCCAUCUCUGGGCAUGCACAUCCAGUCAGUUACAACUCACAGCUGGAGGAGACUCUGAUGGAAGAUAAAACACUGACAAGAUCAGUCCUCACUAACGAAGAGCUGUUGAUGUGUUACUGGAAAAUUUCGCACCGGAUGCGCAUCACAUCGACAUGCCUUCAGCGAUGGCUGGCUAGCUGGAUCCUGUUUGUCUUGUUAUGGUGCGGAGACUAUAUUCUCUACUGGAUCAGCCAUGCUGCAGUCAUUUGGGAGGUCAUUGAGUGCAUCAUCCCACUCCUUCUCUUACUCAUUGUGUGUUCAGCAUUCGCUGAAGCCAAUGGUGAAGGUCAACGAAUGAUUAGGUGCAUCUGUCCCACGGAGGCCAGACUAAAGUUACUGUAUUUCCUAACACAGCAGCCAUUGCAGAUGCAUGUUUUUAAUUUCUCCAUCACCUACAAUGCCAUACUUGGUGUUGUGGCAGCCUUUGCUGUGGCCUUCGCCUCACGGAUCAUUCUUGAUGAAGUUAACAUUGGCAAAUAGAAUUGUGGCAUAUUUUAGGAGAUGAUAUAUAACAGAUUUGUGUCAUGAUUACCAUAAUAUGUACUCAAGGUGAUGAUAUUAAACCUAUUUGUUGGUAUGUAAAUAACUCAAUUGUUAAAUACUCCAUGUUAAAAUGAUCAGAGAAUGUUCUUCUAUUAAGUGUAGAAAAAGUUACUGAAUACAGAAUUUUUAUAUUGGAAGUUUCUGUAAAGUAAAAAUGUUAGAAGGAUAAAUAGACUUUGCGUAUAUAUAUUUUUUAUAGAUGUUUAAGUGUUAGGGGUCAAAGGUCUUUAUGUGGGAUCCCACCAUUUUAUGCUGUUAUUUGUUAAGAACUGUUUACAUUUUUUUUCAUAUACCAAAUUCAAGAAAAACAGAAAUGAACAUGAAACUGAUUUUAUAAAAA